CGUAUUUAACCACGGACAUCAACUGCGGACCUUAAAUCUGCGGGUUGUCUGCGCUGUAGUCGUCCUCAGCUCCGGAGAGUAAAGCUCAGACAUGAAGGUGUUCGUGGCGACGCUCCUGCUGGCAACUGUCGCCGCUCAUGUCGCCUCUGCGCUGCCAGCGAGACAGGGAGACGCUCGAAGCCCGGUCCUAGAGGCGCAGGAGCUGGAACGCGCUCGCCGCUCGCCCGCCGACGGGGACUCAAAGCAAGGCCGCGGAGGCGUCAGGGUGGACGUGCGCGAGGAGGACCGUGUGGGCGUGGUGGCCGAGGUCAGGGGUCACGGCACCGUGUGGCGGAGCGACGACGGUCGCAGCCGUGUCGACGCCCGCGGCGAGUGGUCCAAGGUGCUGGAUGGGCCGCAGUGGGGCAAGCCCCGCCACGGUGCCGGCAUCUCCUUCAGCCACGACUUCGGCGACGACUGACCGCAUGACGUCACAUCCCCACGAGUCCACCUACCACCCAAAACUGUGAAUAUUCCCCCUGAAUAAAGUUCCAUAACAUUAAAAUGCAAA
Molecule: messenger RNA, 550 nt
Organism: Bacillus rossius redtenbacheri
Lineage: Eukaryota; Metazoa; Arthropoda; Insecta; Phasmatodea; Bacillidae
Exons: 3
Coding region: 92-460 (122 amino acids)
Biological process (GO): defense response to bacterium
Cellular component (GO): extracellular region
Source: RefSeq, a predicted model, not a curated record